UUAACGCCAUCUGCAUGUGAAAUGGUGUUAUCAACAUUUUGACCCGUUUAUCUAUAAAAUAGAAGUUAGCUGCAAUUCUUGAAAUGUCAAGAAUCUUUUCCGAAACAAGCAUAUCCAAGGCUUUAAAUAAGAUUGGAUGCGCAAUUAACUUCUUCUUGUUAUCCCAACCUUCGAUGAACUAACUCUGUUCGUUUAGACUAAGCUCUAUAAAUCCGUCCACCAAAGCAGUUUUGUUAUUUAUUGGUAAGAAAACAUAAAAUCCAAAUAAAAGUAUAUUUGCUAUUUCUGCAAAUUUAUUCCAAUUGUGUAUGUUUCUAUUUCUUUCCAAAACGGCAACGAGGAAUUUGCGGUCAUAUUCUGUGCCUAAAAUUCACCAACAAUUCGUCUUUCAGAGGGCCUAACUACACCAUCCUAGGAUUAAUUCCAACCUUCAAUACAGUCCACCAUACCGAAUUUGUUCAUGGUCCUUCGAACCGGAUAAGGCAAUCCCCGAAAGCGAUUAAUAUUGAAGACCGUGAUUCCAAUGCCACCACUUCAAAGCUGCAGAAUGCCGUCUACGAAAAAAAGAUUAACAGAACCCACAAAAGAUCGAAUAAUUGAUAAUAAUUUUUUAUGUCGCGUAUGUAAAGGAAAGCAUGCUCUUCGAGACUGUCGCAAUUUUUUAAGUAAACCGGUUGAUGGGCGAAUGCGUUUGGUUUUACUUCACGGUUACUGUCCCAAUUGUUUGGCCCAUAAGCAUUCUGCAGGCUCUUGUUUUACCAAAAAGGGCUGCAAAACCUGCGGAAGUAAUCAUCAUACAUUACUUCAUAUAAACGGUGAGCAAAGAUCUCCGAAAGCCAGUAAGAUUAAAGGAAGAUCUGCUAAUAAGAAAAAUGAUACCAGCAAGUCAGUCAUUCCAAAGUCAGUUUCCAUAACUUCAAUAACGACACCAAAUGGGGUUGCACUUUUCCCAACGACUGUGGUUACUGUUCAAGCCGAAGCAAACCAGACCCACGUAAGAGCUGUACUGGACACCUGUAGCUCCGUAAGCAAAAUUUCUAUGUCAUUGGUAGAGGAAUUGAAACUACCCACUAUAAAAUUUGGAAAUGACACUAUCUGUUCGGUUGUUAUUCGAUCUCGAAAAUCUCCUUACGUUACUAUUGAGGCAACCAUGGAAGUCAACAAUCGGAUGUCUUUGAAGAUCCCAGCCAGAGAAGUGAAUUCUGCGAUUAGGACUAGGCUGAAUAACAUUGUAUUGGCAGACCCAAAUUUUUUUAAGCCUAGCUCAGUGGCUAUUGUCUUUGGGGCAGAUUUAUAUUCAAAAAUUGUUUUACCUGGAUUGAUUCCAAGCCAUGAUGGCUUACCAGUAGCAAUGAACACUAUCUUCGGGUGGGUUUUAUCUGGGUCGUGCAAUACCUCUGAUGCAUCAUAAUUUUUGUCUUUCUGUUACGAAAUCGGCAAAGCCAAUUUACACAAUCUUGCUCCAAACCGAAAUAAGAUAGUUUCUCGAUUUUUUAGAAUCUUAAGACUUUAUCACUACAAUUUGGAACUAAUUGUAUGCAAACGUAUCACAUAUUUUAUAAUUUGAAUUAAAUAGAAUAAGAAUUGUACUACAUAUGAAUUUCUUAGAUUAACUUUAAAAUGAAUUCCUUAAAAAAAAAAAAAAAAUUUUGCAAUCCUUGCAAAGUGGGCCGGAAAUGUUUAUGUCAGAAUGUUAACGCCAUCUGCAUGUGAAAUGGUGUUAUCAACAUUUUGACCCGUUUAUCUAUAAAAUAGAAGUUAGCUGCAAUUCUUGAAAUGUCAAGAAUCUUUUCCGAAACAAGCAUAUCCAAGGCUUUAAAUAAGAUUGGAUGCGCAAUUAACUUCUUCUUGUUAUCCCAACCUUCGAUGAACUAACUCUGUUCGUUUAGACUAAGCUCUAUAAAUCCGUCCACCAAAGCAGUUUUGUUAUUUAUUGGUAAGAAAACAUAAAAUCCAAAUAAAAGUAUAUUUGCUAUUUCUGCAAAUUUAUUCCAA
Messenger RNA from Stomoxys calcitrans (stable fly), 1995 nucleotides. RefSeq lists its product as uncharacterized. Lineage: Eukaryota; Metazoa; Arthropoda; Insecta; Diptera; Muscidae. The coding region runs from base 524 to 1411 and encodes 295 amino acids. The transcript has 2 exons. The record is from RefSeq and is a predicted model, not a curated record.